Molecule: messenger RNA, 359 nt
Organism: Drosophila hydei
Lineage: Eukaryota; Metazoa; Arthropoda; Insecta; Diptera; Drosophilidae
Exons: 2
Coding region: 102-260 (52 amino acids)
Source: RefSeq, a predicted model, not a curated record
UGUUAUCAGUAUUAUUAUAUUGUUCACUCUUGCGACAGCAAAAUAGCACAACUGAAGUAAUACUUUAAAUAAAUAGAGCAACAACAAAUUUUUUAAUUCAAAUGGCUAAAGCUGGGAAUCCAUUUAAUGUUCUGCGAAACAUUUACAACAAUGAGUUCCAGUGGAUGUUGGUAAAAAGUUUUGGUAUGUUUUUUCUGGGCGUCCGAAUUGCCAAAGAAUUUGUGGGCGUGGAAUUGAUGCCCACUGUAUUGCCGGCUUAGUGUUUUAAUGGAGAAACAAAUUCAAAUUCACUAUGUACAAAAACAGUAGGGGGCAGUUAACUAAUUGUAAUUAAAGACAAAAAAAAAUUAUUUACAAAA